UUUCCCCUCUUCUAAACUCCUUCCCUCCUCACCCCUCCUCCUUGACAUCUCCCCUCCCCCAUGGCUGGAAAUGCAGCAUGAAAAGAUUGGGGUCUUGGCCUCUUCCCCUUGAUCACGGAAACACGAACUACCAGGGGAUGGCAUUUCCUUCUCUGCCAACACCCUCCCUACAGCUCUGAUCACCUCCUCCUCUUCCCAGCUGGGCCAGGAGCAACCCCCUCAUGCUGUUGCUGCUGCUGAAAACCCAGACUAAAGCCAACAGAUUGGAACUUGUCCAGAGAGGGGCUGAGCUGUGCCCUCCACCAUGGCCCCCCUCCCCUUCCCUUCUCCAGGCUCCCUGAGUGAAACUGGGGGCAGGCCUGCAGGACCCAGCCUUAUGGUGACUGGACUCAGGGGACUUUGGGACUCUGUUCCCAAAGACAUUUGAGGCCUGAAAUUUCAGGUCCUUAACUCUAGUAGGUUUACAAGGGAGAAAGAGGUCUCCUCCUCCUCCACCCCUUUGAAGAGGUGAUCACUAUUCAGCUGCAACUCUCACCUUUUAUCCAGGCUUGGGAACAGAGCCAUCAGCUCCAUGGAAGCAGUCUCACCUGCUGAGAGGAGGAAGUCCAGAAAAGGCAUGAAGGAACCAAGUGGCCAAAAACCUCAUAGAUCCCCACUUCUGCCCCAGGAAGCCCAAGGGCCUGGUGCAAUGGCCUCCAAACCUGUUAGUGCCUGGGCAGGUCAGCCCCAGGGCCCCUCUGUGCUGGAGUGUAAAGUGAGGGCCCUAAAGGAGAAGAGGAUGUUGACUGGGAAACAGGCAGUAAGUGCUGGCACUGUCUCCCAAGAACGACCCUCGCUGAAGAAGGCCAAGAGCCAGUGGGCUAAGCCAGCUGCAGCCAUGCUGGUAACUGAGGGUGCUUCUUCUCAGGACAGUGUGGUGGCCCCCCAAGCUCAGAUGAGAACUUACUUGACAGACACGGUGCUGGACAGCAGUGAUGACCUGGAAGAGGGGCCAGUGCCCACACCCCCUGCGAGUCACAACAGCACCCAGUCUCCAAAUCAACUCAGUUUAGGGGAAGGAAGCCAGAGGCUCCUGGAAGGCAUAUGGAAGCCUCCUGACUCGGGUCUAUUGCAAGAGGCCAGUUAUUUCCAGGAAAGCCCAAUUCAGCCAGCUUCUCAGAACAGGUCAGAGAUCCCAGGGCCUUGCAGGGAUUUGGCCCAAAUGCUUUCCCUGGAGAAUGGGAAAUCGGGAGCCCUUGCAAAACAUCAGAUCCAAGUGGGAGACCUAGAUGAGGAGUCUCUGGCCUUGGAGCCAGAAAAUCCCAUUCAAGAGACCACCGCACAAGGACAGCUGUGGAAAGCGGGCAGCUGGGAUGGUUUGAGGAGUGGCAACCACUCCUUGUCAUUGGCUGACCGAGUGGAGAGGAACCGCCUUCUUCUGCAGGAGAGGAGAAGCCUGUCAGAACACAGCUGUUCUCAGCUCCACCAAGCCAGAGCCCACAAUGGAACCACCCCAGAGCUGCCAGGGGGAGACCUAGAUUGGGACUCAGGAGUAUCCCUGCAGGACUCUGAUGGGUGCAGAGCCUUUGUUCCCAGCCAGGAGCUGCUGCUGAGCCCCAGGCAUGAGCAAGCCAAAGAGCUCCUACAGCAGGCUAGAAUGAAGGCCAGGACCAGCCCUCUCCGGGCCAACCAUGACAUCGUUCCCACCGUGGUCCCCCGGCUCCCCGGCAGGGGUGCUUAUAGUGGUGCAGGCCAAAACUCCAGGGUGACCCUUGCCUCCAGAGACGGAGAUGCCCCCUAUGGUGGGAGCCUGAGUGACUCGUCUAGUGGGGAGUCCAGCUGUGGCCAGAGGAGGAAACGAGGCCCCUCCCCAUCAAGAGUCCGAUUUGAAGAUGAGUCUGCCCAUGAUGCUGAGGUCCGAUAUCGGGAGAGGUUGCAGCAGCCUCAGAAGAGAGCUUUGGACUCUGUACUCCGGUCCCUGGGUCAAGGACCCCUGGUCUCCAAGCCUGACCUAUCCAACUACAUCAAUGGUGACUUCCACACUAGAGAAACUCAGGCCUAUUGGGGACCACCAACCAAAGGAAGUACAGGGGGGACAGUCAGGAGAAUCCUGCCUGGAAAGGUACCAGAACUUAAUGUUGAGGGGACAUGUCAUACGUGUGGCUCCUACCUUCAAGGGGUGCCUCAAGAUCUAGACCUCCAUCCUAUGGAGAGGAAGAUGCCCCCAGGCAGAAGCCAUAGUCAGGAGAGAGAGGACACUUGGAGUAUGAAAAAAGGUCAGGGUAUUCCUCAAACAGAGUCUUCUGCCUCCCGAGGUCUGGCCUCCCCAAUCUGGAUCCUCCCAUCCCGACAACGUCUCCAUACAGAGCGCAUUCGAGAGACGUACAUUGGAGAGGUCACCUUCCCUGACGAAGUGGACUCUGCCUUGGACAGCACAGAUACCUCAGACAGCUGCAGGACAGACAGUGAGGAGGCUGGAACCCCUCACUGCAAGAACAGGGGCAGAGCCCGAGGAAGUGGCCACCCAGUCUACCCGAGGGGCCGGAGGGCUGGAGGAACACAGAAACGAGGAAGGGAACCUGAAAUGGAGAAGGCUGAGGGCACCCUGGCCUGGGACAACCAAGCAGAAGUGGGAGGUAGAUUCGAAGAGGCUAGAAGAAGUGCCCCUGAGGGGUCCUCAUUUCCCAAAGAAGACCCUGUCGAGGCUGAAAGUACUUCUAAAGAGGAGCAGAGGACAGUAGUGCCACCUCCACUAGUUACUGCCAGACAGAGCUGUAAAUGGACUCACUCAAAAGAUACUCAGGCUCUGGGUGGGGCACUGAACACCAUGGCCUCUUCUCAGCAGCUGGCACUGUCUGUGCCAGGGGUAGAAGCCCAGAUUUCAGGGAGCCAAGAACCCCUCAAAAGUGCUAUAGCCUCCUGCCCCCGGCCUCCUAAUCAUGCAAGCCCAACAAGAGCAUCCAGUCAUGGCUGCCCCCAGCAAGCCAAGAAGCCAGCUCAACCCUUCACGCUAGGGACUUGGGUUCCAACCCCCCCAACUGUGAAGAAAGCACCCUCACCUGUGCCUUACAGGAAGGCUCUGCUGGCCCGGACCCUUUGGCCAGACAACCAAAGGGAGCCGACAGGUGCUCACCGACUUUCCCUGAGAGAGAAUGACGUGGGAUCGGGAGGGAUAACUCCAGCAGAAAACCAGCUCAGCCCCCCUAGGAUUAAGCACCAUCUGCUGGUCCCAUCUACCAGUGACUUUAACAGCCUUGGGCCUCAGGAGCAACUCAACAUCCGGAGAAAAGGUGCAAGAGAAAGUCAGAGGGAGAAGGGCCCAGCUAGCUGGGAGCCAGAACCAUCCGCUGGGAAAAGCAGAGACGGUGGAUUUUUGGGUCUUCCUGAGACAGCUGGGACCAGCAGCCUCACCUCCACAGGAGUCACGGUCUCAUUGGCAACAGAGCAACCCCAAUCUAGCAUAGAGACAGAGGACAAGCUCCAGACGGUAAAACCAAGCUCAGAAAAAAACGUCUCAAAACGACCAUCACCAGGGGCCCCUUCAGGACCCAGCACCCCCUUGGCCAUUCCAGCUGGUGGGAGCAAGAAAGGGAACAGUAUCUCUUCUGCACUUGGGCUGAAGAAAUUCUUCUCUAUCUUGGGCCAAACCACCCGACAGAAGCUGGGCAAGUUUCGAUGCUACAGCAUGGAGCAGAUCCCUCCUGCAGCCUCAAACCGGGCCCUGCAGAGUGAAACCCACCAAGUCCAGAGCUCCAAGAUGAAGAAAACACCUUCUCUGCAGUCCCUGCAGCUGGUGUCACCCCCUCACCAACAUCAGAAGGCUGGCUCAGUUCAAAAUCUCCAUUCUGUGCUAGGCAAGGCGGAUCGCUCAAGCCAUUACUUGGUAGGGAAUGGAGGGGAGCCCAGAGUGUCUGGGAGGCAAUCAGGCAUCACUCCCAGGCGCUCGCUCAGUGUAGAUGAUAUCGGUGUCCCCAACCUGGUCCGGACGGUGGGUCGGAUAGUAGAGGUAUUUCCAGAUGGGACCAGCCAGUUGGAGCUACAACGUCCCCCGAAUGGUACCUUUGGCUUCUGUGUGUCCUCAGGGAAUGGCCGACCUGAUUCAGGGUUCUAUGUUCAGGAAAUUGCAGAUGCCAACACAGCCAAGUUGUACUCAGGGCUGCUGGGAGUGGGAGAUGAGAUCCUGGAGGUGGAUGGAGCCAAGGUCACAGGAUUGGGCCUGGCCCUGGUCAACGAGCUUCUGUCCCGGUCAGAGAGCCUCUCCAUUCGUGUGCUGAAGCAAAGGGGCCUCCGGCGGUAACCCAGAACUGAUGCUGGCCUUCGGGUCUCCACCUCAGCUGUCCUGAACCUCCCAAGGGCUCACUGAUAAGGAAGGAAAAAAGCCCCUCUCUUGGCCAGGCUUCAUAAAACAUGGAAUCUAACUCCACAGACUGUUGGAGAUGUUCUGGGCCAGAUGCUGUCAUUCAGGGAGGGAGGGUAAGAACUUAGGGAAAUUUGGGAAAAGCCCCCAUGGGUGUCUUUCCCCUGGCUGAGAUGGUCAGGGGGUGUCUGUAGCUGAGGGCUUUGUCCUAGUUGGAAAGGGUGAGUGGUGAGCUUUGGCUUCUUCAAUAGGUGAUCUGGGAAGUUGGCAUUAAGAAGUGAUUAGCCUGAUGGAGACUGGCUUCCCCCACUCUGAGCCUCAGUUUCCUCAUCUGUAAAAUGGGAGGGUUGGGUCUAAUGACUGCCAAGAUCCCUUCUUUUCUAAAUAUAUGAGGUCUUGGGCCUUGAGUAGACAGUGGCCAAAGAGGCUCUUCCACACUAAAGAAGCCCCUUUGCCUUUUCUUUACUGACCUUCCCCAGGGAGACCUUCUUUUUCAGCAUCUGGGGGGGGGGGUCUUUGCCCAGAAAUAAGGGUUCCCUUUGACCAGAGCCUCUAGAGCUACUAGAGUAGCCAGAUAAUCGGGGGGCCACAUCCCUGGGCCCUGCCUAUCAGCCCCAGAAAAGUCUAAGAAGGGGAGGGAAAAAAACCAACAGUAAAAAUUGGCAGCCCCUGGCCUAGUUUUGCAUGUUCUCCUCCCGGAUGCUGAUGCCAGCCCAGACAACCUGCUUUGUCCCCAGGGGCACAAGCCUGGCUGCCUUGUGUCCAAAACGUUCAGGCUCCGUGCCCACACCUCCUUCUGCGAGUCUGAGAUAGUUGGUCAAGCUGGAGGUGGAAAUGUGCCAAGCCCUGCUCUGUGCUCUGGGGCCUGAAGGUAUGGGAGGACCUGGA
Vombatus ursinus (common wombat) is the source of this 5224-nucleotide messenger RNA. RefSeq names its product KIAA1614 ortholog. Gene Ontology annotation, cellular component: apical plasma membrane; cell cortex; nucleus. The record is from RefSeq and is a predicted model, not a curated record. The transcript has 10 exons. Bases 572 to 4276 code for a protein of 1234 amino acids. NCBI's taxonomy places the organism in Eukaryota, Metazoa, Chordata, Mammalia, Diprotodontia, Vombatidae. Gene Ontology annotation, molecular function: protein kinase C binding. Gene Ontology annotation, biological process: regulation of cellular localization; centrosome cycle; establishment or maintenance of cell polarity.